GGGUGAGGAUGGAGGGAGCCUGGGCCCGGAGGCUGUGUCGGACCGGGCACGCUGGCCUAGGCUGGGCCGGGCGGAAGCGAGGACCGCUGUGGGGACGGCGCUUUUCCCUCUGCCCCGCCCCCUGGGACCACCUCCCCUCCCCCCUGCUGUCCGGCGGCCGCGGUCUGGCCGGUGGCCGUUAGUUAGGCUUCCCGAGGCCGUUCUUUUAGGCCGGUUUCGCCUGAGCUGCGGAGAAGCAGUCUCCCUGCAGUUAGAGCAGGCCGCAUCUUAACGCCCGGCUCAACUUGUGGGGAAAAGGCUGUUUGGGAUUCCGGGACUUUCCCGCCAGAGCAGGGUCUUCUCUCAAGGGAGAGCUGUUUUCACCGGGAAGCUCAGCUUUCUAUCACACCUGCUUCUCCUCUCGCCUUCCGUGAGACCUGAAUGAUAUUUCUCGGCUACUUCUGCGUCUCACGUAAACAAUUCUCCAACUCUUUUUUACUCUGUGGUGUCUCCCUGAGAUGUGAUAUCGCUAGUGCCACCACCAGAAAGAGCGUCUGGACCCUCCUGCCCAGGUUAUGAAAAUCCCCUUAAUUGCCACAGUUUGUUUACCUGGCUCAUCGCCUCCCGGAUUUUGUAUCUUUGCUAAAGUCAGUGAUGUGAAAAGACCUGACAUGGAUGAUAUUGCUGAUAGGGUGAGGAUGGAUGCUGGAGAAGUAACUUUAGUGAACCACAACUCCAUCUUCAAAACCCACCUCCUGCCACAAUCGGGUUUUUCAGAGGACCAGAUUUCACUUUCUGACCAGCAGAUUUUACCUUCCAGGCAAGGAAAUUUGGACCGAUCUUUUACAUGUUCCACAAGAAGUGCAGCUUAUAGUCCAAAUUAUUACUCAGACAACCCUUCCUCAGACAGUUUUCUUGGCUCAGGCGACUUAAGAACUUUUGGUCAGAGUGCAAAUGGCCAGUGGAGAAAUUCCACUCCGGCAUCAAGCUCAACUUUACAGAAAUCCAGAAACAGCCGAAGUCUUUACCUCGAAACCCGAAAGGCCUCAAGUGGAAUAUCAAACACUUUUACAGGAAAAUCAAACCAUCACUGCCACAUGUCUGCAUAUGAAAAAUCUUUUCCUAUUAAGCCUGUUCCAAGUCCAUCUUGGAGCAGUUCAUGUCGUCGAAGCCUUUUAAGCCCUAAGAAAACUCAGAGGCGACAUGUUAGUACAGCAGAAGAGACAGUUCAAGAAGAAGAAAAAGAGAUCUACAGACAGCUGCUACAGAUGGUCACAGGGAAACAGUUCUCUGUAGCCAAACCCACCACCCAUUUUCCUUUACAUCUGUCUCGGUGUCUUAGUUCCAGUAAGAACACUUUGAAAGACUCACUGUUUAAAAAUGGAAAUUCUUGUGCAUCACAUAUCAUUGGCUCUGAUACUUCAUCUUCUGGAUCUGCCAGCAUUUUAACUACCCAGGAACAGCUGUCUCAUAGUGCAUAUUCCUUAUCGUCAUAUACUCCAGAUGUUGCAUUUGGAUCCACAGACUCUGAUUCUUGUCAUCAACCCCACCAUCACCACUCUCUUCCACAUCAACCAAAUAAUUUACCAGCAUCAAAUACACAAUCUGAAGGAUCAGACUCUGUGAUUUUACUCAAAGUGAAAGAUUCUCAGACUCCAACUCCCAGUCCUACUUUCUUCCAAGCAGAGCUGUGGAUCAAAGAAUUAACUAGUGUUUAUGAUUCUCGAGCUCGGGAAAGAUUGCGCCAGAUUGAAGAGCAGAAAGCACUGGCAUUACAACUUCAAAACCAGAGGUUGCAGGAACAGGAACAUUCAUUACAUGAUUCAGUAGAACUGCAUCUUCGUGUACCUCUUGAAAAGGAGAUUCCUGUCACAAUUGCCCAAGAAACAGAAAAAAAGAGUCAUAAAUUAACUGAUAGUGAAGAUGAAUUUCCUGAAAUUACAGAGGAAAUGGAGAAAGAAAUAAAGAAUGUAUUUCGUAAUGGGAACCAAGAUGAAGUUCUCAGUGAAGCAUUCCGCUUGACCAUUACACGCAAAGAUAUUCAAACUCUUAAUCAUCUGAAUUGGCUCAAUGAUGAGAUCAUCAAUUUCUACAUGAAUAUGCUAAUGGAGCGAAGUAAAGAAAAGGGAUUUCCAAGUGUGCAUGCAUUUAAUACCUUUUUCUUCACUAAGUUAAAAACGGCUGGUUAUCAGGCAGUGAAGCGUUGGACAAAGAAAGUGGAUGUAUUUUCCGUUGACAUUCUUUUGGUGCCCAUUCACCUGGGAGUGCACUGGUGCCUAGCUGUUGUGGAUUUUAGAAAGAAGAAUAUCACUUAUUAUGAUUCUAUGGGUGGAAUAAACAAUGAAGCCUGCAGAAUCCUUUUGCAAUACCUAAAGCAAGAAAGUAUUGACAAGAAAAGGAAAGAGUUUGACUCCAAUGGCUGGCAGCUCUUCAGCAAGAAAAGCCAGGAAAUACCACAGCAAAUGAAUGGAAGUGACUGUGGGAUGUUUGCCUGCAAAUAUGCUGACUGUAUUACCAAAGACAGACCAAUCAACUUCACACAGCAACACAUGCCAUACUUCCGGAAGCGAAUGGUCUGGGAGAUCCUCCACCGAAAGCUCUUGUGAAGAUUGUCUCUGUGAACAGACACCUGACUUUGGGGGACCAGCCCUUUGUUGUCUACAGCCAGAGACCUUGGAAACAGCUGCUCCCAACCCUCUGUUCUCAUAAUGCCCUUGAUCCUGGACCAGGCCCUGGCGAGAUGCAUUCACAAGCACAUCUGCCUUUCCUUUUGUAUCUCAGAUACUAUUUUUGCAAAGAAACUUUGGUGCUGUGAAAGGGGUGAGGGACAUCCCUAAGCUGAAGAGAGAGACUGCUUUUCACUUCAGUUCUGCCAUCUUGUUUUAAAAGGGCUCCAGCCUCAUUCAGUCCCUGAUUAGGUAGGGGACUGAGAAAAGCUUGGGAAGAAUCUUGGUUUCAUGUAAACUCUUGUUGCUAGGCCUUAUUUAGAAGUAGGACAGGGCAUGGACAAAAGGUAGGGACAAAAACCACCAGCAUACACAUGCACAUAAACAUACACACUUGAUUUUCAAGAUGUGUGGUCAGGAAUGUGACUAUAAACUGGACUUCGGGGCACAUGCGUAAGUCCCCUCUUCCAGAACCCUUCCUAUUUUUAUGCCCCUUGUGAAAUGUAACAACUUCUCUACAAGGCUGUUUUAUCAUCAGUAGCUUUGUCCCAUCGUGAGGCACAGUAUGCAAGCCCUAGGCAGACCCCAAAGUCCUGAGCAGUCCUUAAGAGCAGGCAUUUACAUGUGCUAACAACACAUGCUAUAGGGAAGACCCACCCAGGGAGGGGUCAGUGGAGUCACAAAGCCCCACUUCUACAGUUGCCUACUUCUGACCAAGAAGAAGGACCUCAGUCUUUAGUAUAAAACUCCAGUGUUGGAUGAGUGCAGGUCUAGUUGGUCUGUGGCUAGUUAGUUUAAAUAUGUUUCUAACCACAGAGGAUUUAAUAUAUAUAUAUAUAUAUAUACAUAUACAUAUAUAUAUAUUUCACAGGGAGAUGUUUUUAAAAAAAAAAAAAAGACUGAAUGUGUUCACCAUUUAGCCUGUAGAUUUAUUUUCAUUUUUCCAAAUUCCAGCACACAAAGAUCCCAACCCCCCUCUGUGUAGGGGGCUUGUGGACUUCUUAACAGAAUAUUUUGAGGCCUGGAUGAACUUUGGUUAGGGGUAGAGGUUAUCGAGGGAGGUAACAUUUUUUCAGCUGAAAAACGGGUGGAAUUUGGACUGAUCAACUUGGGAUUUAAAAACUGCUGUUCCUUUUGUUCUUUCUAGCAUCUCUCCCACCCUCUGAGAGCUCCUAUGGCUUAGAUAGUGAAAUGAUCCAAUGCCAGUGUCAUUUUGUACUUAAGUUCCAAAAUAGGAACAUUUUAUACUUUUUUCUGUAUUGUAAUAGGUAGUUUUGUAUAAAAUCUUUUCUCCUC
Messenger RNA from Sciurus carolinensis (gray squirrel), 3941 nucleotides. It is a transcript of the gene Senp1, whose product is annotated as SUMO specific peptidase 1. Gene Ontology annotation, cellular component: nucleus. The record is from RefSeq and is a predicted model, not a curated record. The transcript has 18 exons. Gene Ontology annotation, biological process: protein desumoylation. NCBI's taxonomy places the organism in Eukaryota, Metazoa, Chordata, Mammalia, Rodentia, Sciuridae. Bases 555 to 2585 code for a protein of 676 amino acids. Gene Ontology annotation, molecular function: deSUMOylase activity.